Molecule: messenger RNA, 1342 nt
Organism: Stylophora pistillata
Lineage: Eukaryota; Metazoa; Cnidaria; Anthozoa; Scleractinia; Pocilloporidae
Product: peroxisome biogenesis factor 10-like
Biological process (GO): protein import into peroxisome matrix
Cellular component (GO): peroxisomal membrane
Molecular function (GO): zinc ion binding
Source: RefSeq, a predicted model, not a curated record
UGGCGGACGAUUUGAUAGAAGAUUUCAUCGUAACAAGCUUGUAGUCUGUGUUGAUUAGAAGAGUUCUUCGAGAUGACUUAACAAAUGUGUACAUGUCAGAAGGUCCCUAGAAUGUUUGCGCCAGCAGGUCAACCAGAACUUGUUCGUUCAAAUCAGAAAGAUGUGUACUAUCUUGGUUUCUUAAGAGAAGGAAUAGCACAAAUAUACAGGAGUGUACGAGGUCCUUUCUCUUGGAUCAAAUGGAAGACAGAGUUGGAUUUACUUGCCGACAUCUGUUAUUUUGGUCUAACUACAAUAAGUGGAUAUCAGACACUUGGUGAGGAAUACUGAAAUAUUGUGCAAGUGGACAGUAGUAAGACAAGGAUCCCUUCAACAUUGCUUAGAGGAAGUCUUUUCUUUCUUUAUUCACUUGGUCCAUAUCUGAUUGACAAAGCGUUGACAAGGCUGGAGCUUUGGUUACAAAGCCAAGGAAAUUUCCCUUAUGGACUUCAUCCAAGAGGGAGACAAACUUUAUCAGCUUUGAUUCCCUUUGUGAGAGCUGGAGUGGUUUAUGUUCACCGAGCGCACUUGGCGUUGUUUUACUUGAAUGGCAUCUUUUAUCACAUUGCGAAGAGGAUCACAGGAAUUCGAUACCUGCUCGUUCGAAACAGUCUCCGAAAUGACGGCUCCAGACCAACUUACCGCUUGCUUGGCUAUCUGUCCGUUAUACAAUUGAUUAUCACCCUUAUUCUGACAACGUACCAGCAUCUGAAAUCUGGCAAACCAUUAGAACGCCUCGUCUCACAGGAAAAGUCAGCGUCCACAAACAUCACUUCCGGUAGCAGUAUGAAGUGUGCUCUGUGUUUGGAGAGACUCCGAGAUAAGACGGUGACUCCAUGUGGUCAUCUGUUCUGUUGGAAUUGCAUAACAGAAUGGUGUGUUAGCAAGCCUGAAUGUCCGUUAUGCCGUGAAUCUGUUCAGUUGUCCAGGCUGGUUUUCCUGCAUCACUACGAACGCCAUACGGAGAGUACUGCGCUACAGGAAGGGUACAUCAUGAAGAAGCAAACUUAUUGUCAGCUUGUUAGAUGCAACAUUGUGUGAUUGUCACGGAAAGCUUACAGUGCAUAUCUACCAACGUGUAUAAAUUUCCUGCAUAGUUCAAUAUCCAGAAGUUUUUUUUUUUUUAGCUGUAAUUUUCAGUGAGUAUUGGUGAUUGUUUACUUAUUGGCGUCAGCACUCGUCAAUGUCAAACUUGCAUUGUACAGUUCUCAUAUCAAUGUGUAUAUUUAUUUUGAUGUGCCGUUGACCUGUUGUGUUGAGAAAUUUCAUUCUUCAAAAACCCAACAUAAACACUUCCUCCUGA